AUGUUACGAGAAGAGGCCGAGGUCCAAGUCACAUACAACAUUAUUGCAAGUACAGCCAAUUGGGUCCUGCUUGCCGGGUACUUGGUGGUUCCUGGCACUUUUACCUCCCUCCAGACGUCCAAUCAAGUCGAAAGUGCUCUCAACCACAACGGCGCUGGACGUCAUAUGCUACAUACCAUCCACAACCCGCCUUUACUCGGCAUAGCAUGUUUCUUCUUGAUGGUUGGGGCUUUCGCUCUUCUCUGGCUAUUGCACUUUCGUCAACUGCGAUAUGUCUACACCUGGUUGAUCAACAAGAUUUUCAUGCCAGUGUCUCUGAACGCCGCAGCCGGACUUCUCACCACCCUGGUCAAUGUUUACACUUCACGCGCGGGCCAUUGGUCCGUUAUGGCUUUGGUAACGGCUGUUGUCACUGGCUUUACUACGCUGGCAUUUUCACUGCUCUUUUAUGUGUACCGAUUUCAGAUGCUUAAAAAUGUGAUGGCAGAUAGGAGGCUUUUUCAUUCCUGA
This is a messenger RNA of Penicillium angulare, 510 nucleotides long. RefSeq lists its product as uncharacterized. NCBI's taxonomy places the organism in Eukaryota, Fungi, Ascomycota, Eurotiomycetes, Eurotiales, Aspergillaceae. The transcript has 2 exons. The record is from RefSeq and is a predicted model, not a curated record. Bases 1 to 510 code for a protein of 169 amino acids.